AUGGUCGGUCCCGAUCUUGGCAGUGAUGAUUCGCCGCGAUCGUCGGUGAAUUCGCAUGAAUGGGCUGCUCUGCUGGAGGAUGACGCCGCAAAUCAACAACUUCUGCGUCACGCCCAGGAUUGCUAUGAAAAACUGCAAGUGUACGUGGACAAGGCUGUACAGGCUCGAAUGAUGGUGGACGAAUCUUCGAUGUCUGCGGAGCACAAGCGCAUUGCGAUGGCACAGAUGGAGAAAAUGACCCAGAAGAUUGUGGAAAAGUUAAUACCGGGAGCAAGGUCAGUACCGAAUUUGAAGAGGAAUAUG
Molecule: messenger RNA, 303 nt
Organism: Ostertagia ostertagi
Lineage: Eukaryota; Metazoa; Nematoda; Chromadorea; Rhabditida; Trichostrongylidae
Source: the annotation of a GenBank genome assembly